AUGGCUUACUUCUUGCCCUCGUUCUUUCAGAAGCGGUUGCUCAGAUAUGCCUUGUCCCGCCUGGAGCUUGUCGAUACGGACGCACUAGAUCUUGACAGCCUAGGUAUCCGCUGGGGACAACGUAGUACCGUUGAACUGCGGGAUAUAGGUUUGAGGCUCGAGAAAUUAGCCACACUCCUUCACCUCCCUCCGUCAAGCGAGCUUCUCAGUGCUCGUGUUCAAUUCCUAAAGCUCACGGUUCCUGCCGAUAUCUACAGCAGCAGUAUAAUAUGUGAAGCUAGCGGGAUCGAUGUGCAUUUAAGGCUACCGUUGGAGGAGACACGUGCUGAAACGCACGAUGCAACAACGGACCCGAAGGCCUCAGGGCGAGUUGGCUUUGGCUCUGGGGACGAACCAAUCCUCCCCAACCCGACCGAUCUCGCUGAGUCGUUCCUUCAGGCCGAGCCAAAAGAAGAAAAGGAAGAACUUCAGGCUGCUAUCUCCUCGCAGUCCCAGAUCCUCCAGCAUACAUCGACCUCGUCGAGCGAUGAUGAAGAGGAGCUCGGCCUGGGAAAUGAAACCGUAUCGUUACCCAGUUUUGUCGCUGCAUUCCUAAAGGGGGUCGUGGAUCGACUCCAGGUCCAAGUCGACGACAUCUCCAUACGCGUGGAUGUGGAGACCAAGCAAGAGGGCUCGUCAAAAAGGCAUCCGGAGGAAAAGCCAGACUUAAUAACGGGACUAUUAAGUGUGCGCCAGGUCAGCAUGGGUGCAGUGUCCACUCAUUCCGAAUCAAGUGAAGCCUCAUCGUCCGAGGGGAAACGAUUGGUUUCCCUAGCUGAUAUCAACCUUGCUUUGAUAUCUGAGCCAGUCGUUUUCUCCAACUAUUCUCGCUUCGCUGCUCCGGCCUCACCAUCUACUCCAGUACAUCCAAAGCCGAGCCAGCCUCCAAGUAGGGCCCAGUCGCCUUCUCCGGAGACCUCGUCAGAAUCGAGUUUAGCUCUAGCUAUGACAAGGUCUACCAUUUUCGAGCCACCGCAGGACCUUACUAUACCAGAGAUAGGAGAACAGAAUACGCCAAGAAUGGAAGGAUCCGUUUACACGUAUGACGGUCGUUUUUCUGAUGCUGAUACGGAAGAUGAGACUAGGAGUUAUGGCUCUCUUGGUGAUUCCCGACAGUUUGAAGAUGAUGAAAAGCUGCUGGACAACCCGGCUUACCUUGAUUCAGUUAUUGAUUAUCAGUUCCAUCAUGAUGAUCCUGGGCGCCUAGGUGAUUUGCAAACUAGAGGUGAUGAACUUUUCCCGAGGAGCGGGGAUACCCCUCGUCCACAAAGUCCAGAACAUACGACCGAACCAUCCGACCGAAACAGUCAUCCUGAGGGGGCCCUGAUAACCCUCGAUGACCGGCAUGAAUUGGAAGUUGCAAAACUCCCCAGCCGUCAACGUUAUCUAGAAGCUCCUGAGCCUAUAGCCGAACCCGGGUCGUCUGGAUUACCCCCAGAAGAGGACCUCCAUUUUGGAUAUACGCAACAAUUGCCUCUUGUCUGUGCACCGAGUUCCGAACACUACAGUUCAGGCUCAGCUUCUGAGUCUCUCAAAGAGGCUGAAUUAUCAGAGUCCAAGCUGUUCUCUAAUGAGGAAGCGCAAAGCAUGUAUAUGAGCGCGAUAAGCCAAGGCUCGACAUCACACAGUUUCAUGCCUAAUAUGCCUGGUGCUUGGGACUCGCCAGAGUCUACUUACGUGAGGGAUACAGCCUUCCAUGAAACACCUACAGCAAUGGAGCAGGACACCCAUGGCGAACAGGAUGAAGCAGUCACAACGCCUAAACUUACAGCCCGGGAAGAAAUGUACUUGUCACAAGCCCGUUCUAUCGAUAAUCUUCAGAAGACACAGACUGGAACGAGCGAUAGGGAAUCAAUUCACACCUCACCGGGAUUCAACAGAUUGACGGACGUGGUGAAGAGAUUCGUCAGUGUUGACAAAGUUCUCAUCUGGAUCCCUUCGGUUAACCGCGAAGACAAACCGCCAGGGGAUUCACAACCAACGCCUCACCAAGAGAUGCCAAGUGAUGGUCUUAAGGAUUCAACCGCAUACUUGCAGGACUCAGUGGUUGAUGAUGAUCUACUAGCUUCUAGAAUUCAUAACUUCCCGGAUCCUCGUAGUGGCACCAACGAUCCGUCUUCUCCGCAUGAAGGGGUUGAUCAUAAAGCUUCAAGCUCCCAGGAAAAAAUUGGAUAUGACGCUGGCGUCAGUAGGGAACAUGACGAGGUAACCGCCGAGAUUCAUUCUGCGGAGGUGCAAUUUGAUAUUGCUAUAGGCUGGCUUGUUUUCAAGAUCGGUCAGAGAAUCGUCGAUGCCUUCGGUCACAGCGACGGAGAAUCCCCGAAGAAACAUAGUCCAGAAAGCAAUGCACAAGCACAAGCACAAAAUUCUUUCGGCUUGAUCCUGAAUAAGUUCUCCGUCAAGUUUGUUGAGCAUGUUCCUGGGCAUGCAAACCCCUUCGGCGAAUCUCGACAGUACUCUCCAACAUUCUUCGGCUUAAUGCAUGAAGACAUCGUUUUGCAAACUACUGCUUCUGGCAUGAAAGCUCACUUCUCAUCGGUUAACGACCAAAUGAAACUCCGCCUAGAUAUAACCAAGUUCACGCUAGGAGUCGCCUCGGAAGACCUCAUUUCAUUCAACCAAGACCUUAAAAUGAGGGAAUCCAUGAGGGAUGUUUUAUCACCCACGCAUGGAGAUAUUUCCCUUUCCAUGAGCAAGUCAUUGGAAUCUGCAAGGAUUCACAUCACUACACUCCCUCUCCAUCUCAACCUCAAUAUACAACGCUUGGAAGAGGUUGUAGGAUGGAUUGGAGGUUUAAGCACAAUCUUAGAGCUAGGGAGCUCCAUUUCAUCUGCCUCGGGCACGAAGGCGCCAAAGAAGGAUCCACCGAAGCGACCGCGUGGAGUGCAUUUCGAAGCGCCGCCUUCGCCGGAGAAGCUCCCCCGAAAUACAUCUUUGCCAUGGAAAGUGAAUGCACGGGUUGGCGGGGUUGCACUCAAUGUUGUUGGAGAAUCCCAUUACCUCAAGCUGAGAACGACCGCGGUUAAAGUUGUUAGCAGAUUCGAAGGCGUGGGAGUCCAAAUCGACAAAGCUAAACUUAGUGGACCGUUACCGCUUGAUGAUUCUAAAGACGCGCCAGCCAAAAUUAAUCUGAGCAACAUCCGAGUUGAAUACCUAUUCGCUCCGAAAGAGGUAGACUUAGACCGUCUUCUUUCGUUGAUCACGCCGUCUAAGGACAAAUACGAUGAAGACGAUGACAUUAUGCUGGAUACGCUUUUUCGACAGCGACGACAAGGCUCUGUGCUUCGUACUACAAUCGCUGGGGCGAAUAUCACGAUUUCGCGCACCACUGACUUUGACUCACUGCCGCAGCUUGGGGACGAGUUAGGUAGGUUGUCAAAUGUUGCGAAAUACUUACCUGAAGACGACCGGCCGGGUCUCUUGACUUUAAAUCUGAUCCGAGAUUUUGAAGUCCAGCUCCCUUCACUUGUAGCCGCUCAAGUUGGAUCGGCGAUGGUCCUCAGAAACGGAACCGAAGAGCUUUUAGGAGAAGCGUUACCGUUGAGCGCCGAGCAAAGAUCAGGCCAAAUCCCGCACCCCAUGCUCAUGGCCCGCUUCAUUGCCGAUGAAAUGGAACCCACCAUCAAGGUCAAAAUGCAUAACCUACGUGCAGAGUACACCGUUCCAGCAGCGAUUGCCUUUCUCGGUCUUAAUGAAAGUUCGACAACCGGCGAUGUUGCUGCUAAUAUGGCACAGUCCCUAGGUAAUCUGGCGGAGCUACAGCCUUCAAAAGAUUCCAAGCCAGCAAUACAACCGGAAAGCCCUAAGGCUCCUGUACGACCCACUAGAUUGGCAUUGGCCCUGCGAGACUGCGUCAUUGGUCUCAACCCCCGUGGCUCAGAAGCAAAAGGCCUUGUUGUGCUCACAAACGCGAAUUUCUCGGGUGCCAUGGGCGACGAAGCGUCCUCAGAGGCCACGCUAGAUCUCCGCAAAGCAUCAAUCAUGAUUAUUGACGAUGCUCGAAAUAUGGGGAACACAGAUGAUCCGCAUCGAAGAAACUCAACUUCUCCACCGAGUAGCCAGGUCCAAUCCUUCAUUGACAUGGGCUUUGUUACCGUUUCAACAAUAUCAUCAGCAACGGCCAGCGUGAAACUACUACGCUCUAGUGAAGACGGAACACAGUCGCUAGAUGUGGAACUCAGGGAUGACUUGCUGAUUCUUGAAACAUGUGCCGAUUCAACACAAACUCUCAUCAGCAUAGUGAAUGGACUUCAGCCUCCUACUCCUCCAAGCGUGACAAAGAAGUAUCGGACUGAGGUUCUUCCACUUCAAGACAUGUUAGCGUCGUUUUCCGGUGAUGCCUUUGCUCUAGAUUCAAGGUCGGGUCCUGAAGGUUCCUCUGAGACAGCCGGCGAUUCCGCCGAAGACUUCCAGGAUAAGGAGGGCCAUAUUGAGGAUGAAGUCGAGUACGUAAGUGACUUUUAUCCAGCGAAGCCAACAUCUGGAGCAGGAUCUCUGCACGAGGCUAUGACGGCCUCAGGAUCAAACGAGCUUCUAGAUAGUUUUCACUCUCAGUACUAUGUGUCAUCCAGUAUUUCCGACCUCGAAUUCCGUGACGAUCACUUUGCAGCACAGUCAGCUGUUGGGGGAACGGCGCACAGAUGGGAUUCUGCCGAAAACACCUAUGGCCUUUCAGACGACACGAAGCUUCAGAAGAGCCCUCUGCGAAUCAGGGUCCGUGAUGCCCAUGUCAUCUGGAACCUAUUCGAUGGAUGUGGAGAGAAAGGCUACGGACCGGCGAGCAAGGGCGAAUCGACCUCCCCAAGUUUCGACGAGGAUGAGGAGUCAGUCAUCGGCGACUGUCUGUUUAACUCAAUAUAUAUAGGUAUCCCUGCUAAUAAGGAUCCACGAGAGCUUCGCAGCGAUAUCAACCGCAACAUUGAUGAUCUUGUCAGUGAGACUGGCAGCUAUGCAACUACAACCACAGUCACGGGAGCUACGGUACGACAAAGCCAGUCGCCUUCCUUCAGAAAGAAGCUGCGGCUGUCCAGAAGCAAGUAUCAUAAAAUGACCUUUGAGCUCAAAGGUAUAUGCGCAGAUCUUGUCGUCUUCCCGCCGGACUCCGGCGAGACGCAAAGUUCCUUGGAUGUUCGAGUCAAUGACUUGGAGAUAUUCGACCAUGUGCCUACUUCAACCUGGAAGAAAUUUGCGACCUACAUGCAUGAAGUGGGUGAGAAAGAAAGUGGAACCAGUAUGGUGCACUUAGAGAUCUUGACCGUCAGGCCUGUGCCUGAGCUCGCUGCGUCCGAGAUUGUCUUAAAGGCCACUCUUCUACCCCUAAGGCUUCAUGUUGAUCAAGAUGCUCUCGACUUUCUGUGCCGUUUCUUCGAAUUUCGAGAUGACUCUGCGCCCGCCCCUAGUGCCCCGCAAGACAUACCAUUUUUACAGAGAGUGGAAAUAAACGCUGUCCCUGUCAGACUGGACUUCAAACCCAAGCGAGUCGAUUAUAACGGGCUUCGAUCCGGACGCACGACCGAGUUUAUGAAUUUCUUUGUUCUAGACGGAGCAGAUAUGGUCAUGCGCCAUGUCAUCAUCUAUGGAGUAUCUGGGUUUGACAAACUUGGCCAGACCUUGAAUGAUAUAUGGAUGCCAGAUAUAAAAAGAAAUCAACUACCGGGGGUUCUUGCCGGCCUUGCGCCGAUUAGAUCCCUGGUCAACGUGGGGGGAGGUGUGAAGGAUCUCGUAGUCGUUCCCAUGCGCGAGUAUCGCAAGGACGGUCGCAUUGUACGGAGCAUACAGAAGGGGGCACUCGCCUUCGCCAAGACUACAUCCAACGAGCUCGUCAAACUUGGGGCAAAACUCGCCAUUGGCACCCAAACCGUCCUGCAGGGCGCAGAGGAUCUGUUGACAUCCCCCAAUGCGCAGUUGGCUAGCGCGGAGGAAGAUGUAGCGGAUGAGGAGGAAGCGAAAAAGAUCUCCCUCUAUGCGGACCAGCCCGUUGGUGUCGUUCAAGGCCUUCGCGGAGCAUUUAGGGGAUUAGAACGCGAUUUGCUCCUGACUCGAGAUGCCAUCGUUGCUGUCCCUGGAGAAGUCGUCGAGAGCGGAAGUGCCAAAGCAGCUGCAAAAGCUGUGUGGAAACGUGCGCCAACGGUUAUCCUCCGUCCUGCGAUCGGGGUAUCCAAGGCCGUGGGACAGACGCUUCUGGGGGCGGGAAACACUCUGGAUCCCAGCAACAGGCGGAAGAUGGAAGAUAAAUAUAAACGUCAUUAG
This is a messenger RNA of Aspergillus bombycis, 6288 nucleotides long. RefSeq names its product putative autophagy regulatory protein Atg2 (gene atg2). The coding region runs from base 1 to 6288 and encodes 2095 amino acids. Gene Ontology annotation, cellular component: phagophore assembly site; extrinsic component of membrane. The record is from RefSeq and is a predicted model, not a curated record. Gene Ontology annotation, biological process: piecemeal microautophagy of the nucleus; autophagosome assembly; reticulophagy. Gene Ontology annotation, molecular function: phosphatidylinositol-3-phosphate binding. The transcript is spliced from 6 exons. Lineage: Eukaryota; Fungi; Ascomycota; Eurotiomycetes; Eurotiales; Aspergillaceae.